Arachis stenosperma is the source of this 1013-nucleotide messenger RNA. RefSeq lists its product as uncharacterized. The record is from RefSeq and is a predicted model, not a curated record. NCBI's taxonomy places the organism in Eukaryota, Viridiplantae, Streptophyta, Magnoliopsida, Fabales, Fabaceae. The transcript has 2 exons. Bases 148 to 846 code for a protein of 232 amino acids.
UUGAGCAAAAUUCCACUAAUUCACACCACAUCUAUAAAUUCAAAUCUGCUUUUUGUCAACCUCUUAUUAAUCCUAUGUCCAUGUUGGCAAUAUAAAUACCCACCACCACACUUUGUCUGUUAGAGAGAGAAAGAAAAAGAGGUAGCUAUGGGAAACGCUAUGGCGAGGAGUAAAAGAGCUAAGGUGAUGAAGAUAGACGGAGAGACCUUCAAGCUGAAGACACCGGCUGUAGCCAACGACGUCGUUAAGGACUAUCCCGGUCACGUUCUACUUGAUUCUGAGUCAGUCAAACAGUUUGGGCUUCGGGCCAAGCCACUUGAGGCCCACUACGAGCUGAAGCCCAACAAAGUUUACUUCCUUGUUGAGUUACCGAAGCCUCAGCAACAAGCUGAGAAGAAGCCACCACUUCCUCGGAGGGCGCGAUCCAGUGGCAUCAUACGUGGCAUGAACGCUCAGGAGAGGCUCGAUUUCUUGAUGCUCUCUAAACGCUCCGUUUCGGACCUUGCACUCGUUAAGAAUUCCCCUCCCGCUAUUGGUGGGCCAGGCCCAAAUAAUGGUGGGCCCAUGAGGGUGAAGAUGAGGCUCCCUAGGGCCCAAUUAGAUAUGUUGAUGGAGGAGAGUGGCGACGGCGGCGAGGUGGCGGAGAAGAUCAUGAGCUUGUAUAUAGGGAACAAUGCUGCUGCUGGCGGAGGAGGAGGAGAGGCGGCGGAGGCCGAGGGUGGGGUGGCUGGCGGCAAUAGAGUGGUCAACUAUCAUCAUCAUAAGGCUCGAGGGAAACGAGUGAGUUUCAGACCAGUGGAACAAGGAGAAAUUCGUGUGGAGGCAGCAGCUCCUCCUUCCUCAUAGUCAUUCAUGUGGAAGCAAUCCUAGCAAGAUAGCCACAACCACAACCUUCUUUUAACUCUCUUUUUGAAGCUAGUUAAUUUUUGUACUAUAAUCUGUAGACUCUGGUAGUCUGGUAUGUAUAUUGAAAUAGACAUAGACAAGUCUAUAAAUUCAUACAUUUUUAGUGC